AACAGCGGCGUCACUUCCUGUGGAUUGCGGCUCCCAACAAAGAUGGCGGACAUGGACGAGCUGUUCGGGAGUGAUGGAGACAGCGACAAUGACCAAAGAGAGUCUGGUUCUGGUUCGGGUUCUGACUCGGAGCCGGGGAGGCCUCGAUCGGCGAGCAACGCCUCAGGCAGCGAGAGCGAGAGGGAGCACAACGAUGAGGAGGACGAUGAAGGACAAGAGGCGGGGAAGCCCAGCAUGAAUAAGGAGCUGUUUGGAGACGACAGCGAGGACGAGCAGCGCAGCCAGCACAGCGGCAGCGACAACGACAACCAAUCAGAACGCUCCGGGAACCAGUCAGACGCCAGCGUGCACUCGGACCAGGGAGAGGACGACCGCUCUGAGGCCGAGCAGCACAGCGGGUCGGAGCACGGCCAACGGGACGAGGACGAAGAUGAGGACAACGUGGGACACAGGUCGGGCGGGGGAAGCCCGGCCAGCAGCGUGGGGUCCGGCGCCGGGAGCCCCCGCUCCGGACGUGGCAGCGUCCAGUCGGACAGAAGUCUUCACAGCGACCCCGGGACCCCUCAGUCGGGGCCGGGCACCCCUCACUCGGACGGGGAGGCGUCGGUCAGGGAGAACCAAUCGGAUGACGAGAAGUGGGAAGGGGGAGGAGCUAAGAGCGACCAGUCGGAGGACGAGGAGGAGAAACCACACUAUUCUGACGAAGAUAGAGAGAACUCUGAGGACGAGGGUCUGAGGAACAGGAAGUCAGACUCUGCCAAAGGCAGCGACAGUGAAGACGAGUUCAUCCGACAGAAAACCAAACCUAAAGCUGCGUCAGAUUCAGAUUCUGACAGCGACGCUGAAACGAAGAAACCGAACACCACGGCAGCUGACGACCUGUUCGGAGAGGCCGACGACAUCUCUUCAGACAGCGACGCAGAAAAGCCUCCGACCCCGGGACAGCCUCUGGACGGAGAGGAGGGGAUGGAAGGGGAGCAGGCAGAGGAGGAGCCCGCGCCCGAGACUCGCAUCGAAGUGGAGAUCCCAAAAGUUAGCACGGAUCUGGGAUCGGACCUUUAUUUUGUUAAGCUGCCCAACUUCCUGUCUGUGGAGCCCAGACCCUUUGACCCACAGUACUACGAGGACGAGUUCGAGGAUGAGGAGAUGCUGGAUGAAGAGGGCCGGACCCGACUCAAGCUGAAGGUGGAAAACACCAUCAGGUGGAGAGCCAAGAGAGACGAGGAGGGAAACGAGACGCGGGAGAGCAACGCUCGCAUCGUCAAGUGGUCUGACGGCAGCAUGUCUCUGCACCUGGGGAACGAAGUGUUCGACGUCUACAAAGCUCCUCUGCAGGGAGACCACAACCACCUGUUCAUCCGACAGGGGACCGGUCUGCAGGGCCAGGCCGUCUUCAAGACCAAACUCACCUUCAGGCCUCACUCCACAGACAGCGCCACCCACAGGAAGAUGACCCUGUCUCUGGCCGACCGCUGCUCCAAGACGCAGAAGAUCCGAAUCCUCCCCAUGGCUGGCAGAGACCCGGAGUCUCAGCGCAACGAAAUGAUCAAAAAAGAGGAGGAGCGUCUGCGAGCCUCCAUCCGCAGGGAGUCCCAGCAGAGGAGGAUGAGGGAGAAGCAGCACCAGAGGGGUCUGAGCAGCAGCUACCUGGAGCCCGAUCGCUACGAUGAUGAAGAGGAGGGCGAGGAAGCCAUCAGCCUGGCAGCUAUCAAGAGCAAAUACAAGGGAGGAGGCCUGAGAGAGGAGCGAGCCAGGAUCUACUCCUCAGACAGCGACGAAGGCUCUGAUGAAGACAAGGCUCAGAGGCUGAUGAAGGCCAAGAAGCUGGACAGUGACGAGGAGGGUGAAGGGUCGGUGAAGAGGAAGUCUGAGGACGACGAAGAAACGGCCACGAAGAAGGCGAAGAAAUAUGUCAUCAGUGAUGAAGAGGAAGAGGAGGAGGAUGAA
Messenger RNA from Austrofundulus limnaeus, 1947 nucleotides. RefSeq names its product LEO1 homolog, Paf1/RNA polymerase II complex component (gene leo1). Gene Ontology annotation, molecular function: RNA polymerase II C-terminal domain phosphoserine binding. NCBI's taxonomy places the organism in Eukaryota, Metazoa, Chordata, Actinopteri, Cyprinodontiformes, Rivulidae. Gene Ontology annotation, biological process: positive regulation of transcription elongation by RNA polymerase II; transcription elongation by RNA polymerase II. The record is from RefSeq and is a predicted model, not a curated record. Gene Ontology annotation, cellular component: Cdc73/Paf1 complex; nucleus.